Molecule: messenger RNA, 5577 nt
Organism: Pyrus x bretschneideri (Chinese white pear)
Lineage: Eukaryota; Viridiplantae; Streptophyta; Magnoliopsida; Rosales; Rosaceae
Product: protein HASTY 1
Exons: 21
Coding region: 149-3553 (1134 amino acids)
Biological process (GO): RNA export from nucleus; protein export from nucleus
Cellular component (GO): RNA nuclear export complex; cytoplasm; nucleus
Molecular function (GO): RNA binding; nuclear export signal receptor activity
Source: RefSeq, a predicted model, not a curated record
CACUCUCUAAAACCGCCACUAAAAAAAUUCAUAGCUCUCUCUCUCGCCGUCCAGACAUAGACAGUCGAUCAUCAUCUCACUUUCUCUCUCUAGAAACCAAGGUAAACCCUUGGGGGCUUAAACCACAGAAACCAGAAGGCAAAAGCAAAUGGAAGAGAGCAGCAACAGCGUGGCUACCAACGUCGCCCAAGCCAUUGCCGUAGCUCUCGACUGGAGCUCCACUCCCGACGCCCGCAAAGCAGCCGUUGCAUUCCUCGAAUCGAUUAAAAACGGAGAUGUGCGGAUUUUGGCAAACACUGCGUUUCUUCUGGUGAAGAAGGAUUGGUCCUCCGAAAUUCGGUUGCAUGCAUUUAAAAUGUUACAGCAUUUGGUGCGAUUGCGGUGGGAAGAACUAAGCUCUACAGAGCGUAGAAACUUUGCAAAUAUCACUGUUGGUUUAAUGUCUGAUAUUGCAAGUCCUAGUGAGGAGUGGGCAUUAAAAAGUCAGACAGCAGCCCUUGUUGCCGAGAUGGUUAGAAGGGAAGGACUAAAUCUAUGGCAAGAACUGUUUCCAACUCUGGUUUCAUUAUCCUACAAGGGUCCUAUUCAAGCCGAGUUAGUCUCCAUGACGCUAAGGUGGCUUCCUGAAGAUAUUACUGUUCACAAUGAAGAUUUGGAAGGAGAUCGAAGAAGGCUAUUGCUGCGGGGGCUGACCCAAUCUUUACCUGAAAUUUUGCCUUUAUUAUACACCUUACUAGAGAGGCACUUCGGAGCUGCGUUGAGUGAGGCAGGUAAACAACAAUUCGACCUUGCAAAGCAACAUGCAGCAACAGUAACAGCUACUUUGAAUGCUGUGGAUGCAUACUCUGAAUGGGCUCCAUUGCCUGAUCUUGCUAAAUCUGGUAUAAUUCAUGGGUGUGGUUUCUUACUUUCUUCGCCUGACUUUCGUCUUCAUGCUUGUGAGUUUUUCAAAUUUGUUUCCCAAAGGAAGAGACCUAUUGAUGAUACCUCUGUUCCUGAAUUUGAUUCUGCAAUGAGUAAUAUCUUUCAAAUAUUGAUGAAUGUCUCCAAAGAAUUUUUGUACAGAUCUAGCCCCGGUGCUGGGCUUAUUGAUGAAAGCAAUAUUGAGUUUGCGGAAUACAUAUGUGAAAGUAUGGUGUCUUUGGGUUCCAGAAACUUGCAAUGUAUUGGUGGUGAUAGCGCUGUGCUACCUCUUUAUUUACAACAGAUGCUGGGGUUUUUCCAACAUUUUAAGCUAGCUCUUCAUUUUCAAUCUCUGAACUUUUGGCUGGCUCUAAUGAGAGACUUGAUGUCAAAGACAAAGGCUGUUGCUCACUCAGCUGGAGAUGGUUCUGAUCCAGUCGAUAUUGAAAAGAAAAAAAUCUUAAGUUUUUUGAAUGAUGAUAUAUGUAGUGCAAUUCUGGAUGUAUCUUUCCAACACAUGCUCAAGAGAGAAAAGGUAAUUCACGGGACAGCAUUUUCUUUAGGGCAAUUGGAAUUAUGGAGUGAUGAUGUUGAGGACAAGGGGACUUUUGGCCAGUAUCGUUCAAAGUUGUUAGAACUGAUCAAGCUGGUUGCUUUAUACAAGCCUCUUAUAGCUGGUUCUAAAGUUUCUGAAAGAAUUGAUACAAUCAUCAAAACCCUCUUGCUUUCCCCAAUGCCUGCUCAGGACUUAGUUGUGAUGGAAAGCAUGCAGUUGGCUUUAGAAAAUGUUGUAAGCGCUAUUUUCGAUGGAUCAAAUGAAAUUCCUGGGGGUCAUUUAGAAGUUCAACUUGAACUAUGUAGAAUGUUUGAAGGUUUGCUUCAGCAGCUUCUUUCUUUGAAGUGGACUGAGCCAGCCCUUGUGGAAGUACUUGGGCACUACUUGGAUGCAAUGGGUUCAUUUUUGAAGUAUCUUCCAGAUGCAGUGGGCAGUGUCAUUAAUAAAUUAUUUGAGCUCCUAAACUCGCUUCCUUUUGUUGUUAAGCAGGAUCCAUCUACAAGUAGUGCACGGUAUGCAAGGUUGCAGAUUUGUACAUCGUUUAUUCGUAUAGCCAAAACUGCUGACACAAGUGUUCUGCCUCACAUGAAGGCUAUAGCCGACACCAUGGCUUAUAUGAAAAGAGAAGGUUCUUUACUUCGUGGUGAACACAAUCUUCUAGGUGAAGCAUUUCUUGUCAUGGCUUCUGCUGCUGGAAUUCAGCAGCAACAAGAAGUUCUGGCCUGGUUACUAGAACCUUUAAGCCAGCAAUGGACACAAAUUGCGUGGCAAAAUAAUUAUCUAUCUGAACCACUUGGUCUUGUUCGCUUGUGCUCGGAGACCCCAGUUAUGUGGUCAGUUUUCCACACUAUCACAUUCUUUGAGAAGGCACUUAAGAGAAGUGGAACCAGAAAAUCCCAGUCAAAUCUACAAAGCAACUCAACAGAAAGUUCUAUGCCCUUCCACCCUAUGGCUUCUCAUCUAUCAUGGAUGCUGCCACCUCUUCCAAAUUUAUUUCGUGCCUUACAUUCCCUUUGGUCUCCAACUGUAUACCAAAUACUACCUGGGGAGAUUAAAGCUGCAAUGACCAUGAGUGAUGUUGAGCAAUUCAGUCUUCUUGGUGAAGACCCUAAAUUGCCAAAGGGUAACAUAGCCCUUACCAAUGGAUCCCAUAUUAGUGCAAGUAAGGAAGGAUAUGUGGAGCCAAAUGAAUCAGACAUACGAAAUUGGUUGAAAGGUAUCAGAGACAGUGGGUACAAUGUAUUGGGCCUGGCAACCACUGUUGGGGACUCAUUUUACAAAUGUUUGGAUAGUCAAUCUGUUGCUCUAGCUCUAGUGGAGAAUAUACAUUCAAUGGAAUUCAGGCAUAUCCGGCUGCUUGUUCAUUCAGUUUUGAUUCCUUUGGUUAAAUUUUGUCCUGUGGAUUUGUGGGAGGCAUGGUUCGAAAAGCUCUUGCUCCCAUUAUUCCAACACUCCCAACAGGCUCUUAGUUGCUCCUGGUCCAGUCUUCUACAUGAAGGGAGAGCAAAGGUCCCAGAUGCCCAUGCCAUACUUGCUGGGUCGGACUUAAAAGUGGAAGUAAUGGAAGAAAAGCUACUUAGGGAUCUAACUCGGGAGAUUUGUUCACUCCUCUCUGUUAUAGCUUCGCCACAGCUAAAUGCUGGGCUUCCUUCCUUGGAGCACUCUGGGCAUGUUCAUCGUGUUGACGUAUCUUCGCUCAAAGAUUUGGAUGCAUUUGCAUCAAGCUCCAUGGUCGGUUUCCUUUUGAAGCUUAAAGGUCUUGCCCUUCCAGUGCUGCAGAUAUGUUUAGAAGCUUUUACAUGGACGGAUGGUGAAGCUAUGACAAAAGUUUCUUCCUUUUGUUCUGCUUUGAUUGGUUUAGCAGUGUCGACAAAUAGUAUGGAGCUCCUACAAUUUGUUUCUAAGGAUCUCUUUUCUGCAAUUAUCCAAGGUUUAGCCCUUGAGUCAAAUGCUUUCAUCAGUGCUGAUUUGAUUGGUCACUGUCGUGAUAUAUACAUACAUCUUUGUGAUAGAGAUCCAACUCCUAGGCAGAUUCUGCUCUCGCUGCCUUGUAUCAAACAGCAUGAUUCUCAAGCUUUAUAUAUGGUGAGAUAACAAUGUAAGAAGUGUGGAAAAUCAUUUCAGAAAAUAACAAACUCUCAUUUCUCUUUCUCUCUCUAAGCUUUCGAGCCUUUAUUGCUUCCAGUGAUUUCUUCAUUUGUGAUUUCUUUAGUUAUGUUAUGAGGGUAUCACUCGUCCAGGUUUGAUCCUAGGACUGCUUUCCGUUGUGCUUCAUGCAAGGAUUUCUGGGUGCAUUCAUCUCAUGCGUUCAAGAUUUUAGUGUUUUUCGAAAUUCAAGGUUGCAGAUUUUCUCAGAUUCAUUAGUUCUUGUUUUCUAGUUUUUAAGUCUAUCAGAUGUUCGAUUAAAUGUCUAAGUGAGAAGAUUUCUGGGUUUCGCAUAUAUUUCCUUGAUGAAUUAAAGGCCGAUGCCAUAUGUGAGUAGUAAAGAUUGAAAGUGUUACAGACUGAAAGAAUAUAAGGCCAAAGCAGUUAAAGACUGAAAGAAUAUAAGGCCAAAGCCAUUUUUUCUGUAUCAAAGAUUGAAGAUUUGUUGAUUUUCUACACUUCAAAGGCUGAAGCCGAAGUUGCAAGGAACAUUCAAAAGUUUUCUGUAGUUUUUCUGGGUUUUUCUGCAUUUCAUAAGGCCGAAGUCAAAGCCGAAGUAUAGUGUUAUUCAAAAGUUUGUUUGAAGGAAUUUUCUGGGAAUUUCUUGUGCUUGGUUUGUAAAACACUUUCUUGGUGUUCAACAAUAUCUGAGUCGGUGAAGAUUGAAGGAUUAUUGGGUAUGCUUACGGUGAAACUCCAAGAUGACAAUUUUGUUAAGUGGAGUUAUCAAUUCCAAUCGGUGCUAAGGGAAUAUGAUCUGUUUGAUUACCUUACAAGGGAAUCACCUCGUCCUCCAAGGUUUGUAAGGUUUGUAAUCGAUACAUAAAUUGGUGUUACAAAAGAAGUCACAACAGCAUAUAAGAAUUGUGUAAAGAAGGAUUUGGCAUUGCUUAGUUUAUUGAUUGCAACUCCGUCUGAUGAUGCCAUGGAGUAUGCCAUUGGGUGUAAGACUUCCCAAGAAGCAUGUACAUGCCUGCAGGAAAGGUUUGCAUCUAUUUUUGUGGUUCAAAUUAAUCAAUUGAAGACUGAGUUUUAUUCUUUACAAAAGGGUGGAGAAUAUGUUAAGAAGUUUAUGGUAAAAUUGAAGGCUACAAGGGAUUAACUAAUUUCUGCUGGUGAAAAGGUAUUUGAUAAUGACUAUAUGAUUGAUGUGCUAUCAAGACUACCGGUUAAUUUUGAGAUGAUCAAGACAGUGAUUCUUGCUAGAGAAACAACUAUGUCUUUGAUAGAUUUUCGAGCACAACUGAUUGGGGCUGAAAUAAGUAUUGAAUCAAGAAUGCAUUCACUAAGUACAUUCAUGUCUACAAGGGUGGUACAAGGAGAAUGAUCUAGUUCUCAGAGAUUUCAAGGGGAAUAUGAACAUGGAAAAAGUUCUAAUACUCAGAGAAGCCAACAAGAUUAUAAUGGAGAUCAAUUUGGUUUUCAGUGAGGAAAUGGAUAUGUUGACAAUGGAAAUAGGUUUUAUCAACAAAGAGGAAAUUUCUUUGGUAACAAUAGGAGGUUGAAUAAUGGGAAUACAAAUUCAAGACAGUAUUCUGGUAAUGGCAAUUUUGGCAACAGAAAUGGAAAAAUGGAUGGCAACAACAGUGCACAUUUCUCGAGUAAUGGCAAACAGUCUCAAAAUGGCAAUUCUAAUUGUGGAAAUUCAUACUCUGGGAAUAAUAGUUCUUUCUCUGGAAGGCAGUUAUUGGAAUGGUAAUACAAGUUACAAGUCUGCAAUUUCUCCAGAAUGUAAAUAUGUUCAAGAAUGGGCCACACAGCACCUAUUUGUUACUAUAGAACUGAUAAAACUACAUAGUAGAAAAAUAUGGGAAUAAGAGUCCAUCAACCAGCAGAAAUUCCUUUCAAUUCGUCCAUCAUUCGGCACAAAUCCUCUCAAUUCAGGGUAUUUUUGUUUUCCGCCCAUCAGGAAAAAGAAGAGAGUGAGAAAAGUUGACGAAGAAAGAGAAAAUAUUAUUUUAUAUUAAAUUUUA